AUGUCGGAUUAUAACGAGUUAAAAGGUCAAGUAGAAUCAAUGUCCAUAUUUAUUGCGACUCAGCAAAAAGAGCUGGAUUCUUUGAAAGAAGCAGUAGGGAAGAAUGAUAUUCCUCAAGGACAGACUCCAAAGGACAAGGAUGGUCAGGACGAUAACGAGCUGGUAGAGAUUAUGAAAGAUAUUGAGGGCAGCAUUGAAUAUGGUCCCGAUCUGCUUCCACAAAUCUCUGAGGGGUUUUCAAAAACACUUUGGUCUAAUUACGUGGCCGAAAUUGCAAAUGAGGUUGCCACUCACUCAAAUGAGAUCCCUCAAGAGGUGAAGAAAAGGAUUUUGAAAUUAGCUAUUGAUGGAGGAAAUAUUUUGGGCGAUCAGCUGCAGGCGAGCAAUAUGAAACGCCGUCAGGAAGUGAAAAAAUUAAUUAAUCCAGAGUACAGUGCAAUUUGCAACAAACAGUUGCCAGUAUCGGAAUAUCUUUUUGGUGACAAUUUGAGCGAAACUUUAAAGACGUCAAAAGCAGCUUCAACUGUUAUUCGAUCGUCAAUGACAAGGACUACUCGGUUCCGUCCAUACAAUUUCUCAAGAAAUACCGGAAAUUUAAACUUCCAACGCCCGUUCCCACGAUUCCAGACCCAUCGAGGGACGCAAGGGCAGUUUCGAGGUCAAACUCGGGGACAAUUCAACCAGCGAGGAUUCAACCGAGGAAAUUAUCCACAACGACAAUUUCGACAACCAUAAAUCAAAAUAUUACAAAUGAGAAGGCAGGUAGAUUAAGAUUUUAUGUAGAAAAUUGGAAAACUAUAACUUCUGAUGAUUUUGUACUUAAGGCUAUUUCGGGCUAUAAAUUAAUAUUUAAUCACACACCUAGUCAGGCCAAAGAACCUAAUAUCCCUAAAAUGAAUGAAGUUGAAUCAGGUUAUAUUGAUUCAUGUAUUAAUGAGAUGGUUAGCAGUGGAGUUAUUCAAAUCUCUAAAGAAGA
Folsomia candida is the source of this 976-nucleotide messenger RNA. RefSeq lists its product as uncharacterized. The record is from RefSeq and is a predicted model, not a curated record. The coding region runs from base 1 to 735 and encodes 244 amino acids. The transcript has 4 exons. NCBI's taxonomy places the organism in Eukaryota, Metazoa, Arthropoda, Collembola, Entomobryomorpha, Isotomidae.